This is a messenger RNA of Acytostelium subglobosum LB1, 165 nucleotides long. RefSeq lists its product as hypothetical. The transcript is spliced from 2 exons. The coding region runs from base 1 to 165 and encodes 54 amino acids. The record is from RefSeq and is a predicted model, not a curated record. NCBI's taxonomy places the organism in Eukaryota, Evosea, Eumycetozoa, Acytosteliales, Acytosteliaceae.
AUGUGUCAGUUGACUGGUGAUGGAGCAGUCUUCUUUGGCAUUGAUGUCGUCGAAGUUGAUGAAGAUGUUGUUGCCUUGUGUGAUUGGAUUGUUGAUGAUCCACCUUCGUCGUCAUCAUCUGAAUCGUCGUCGUCUUCAUCAUCUUUGUCAACAUCAAUCUCUUGA